AAAAUCAAGCCUGAGCGAAUUAGCGGCAAAUGUCAGUUUGUCUCCAUGUAUUGAUGUUUCAAUUAAUCUUUCGAUCCCUAAACUCCAAUCAAUCGAUGUUUCGAUAGCGGGACCGACUCGUGUAUUAUACAGUCUUUGUUUGAGACCUCGGUAAACGAGCGUGACGUUACGUCAUUAGCCCAUCACAUAUUUCAGGAUCACGCUUAAAUUUCUUCCAAAUUAUGAAUAUUCUUUGGUUCCGUCGUGGGCUAAGAUUUCACGAUAAUCCUGCUCUUCUAUCAACAAUAGAGAAUUCAAAGGAGUUUCUAGCUCUUUACAUCUUUGAUACAACAUUCCAAGAUGCUGGAUACAAACCCUAUCACAUGUAUGGGUUCUUGUUGGAAUGUUUGAAUGAUCUAAAUGAAAGGCUUCAAAGUAUCGGAACAAAGCUUCACAUUUUCCAGGGUUGUCCUCUGGCAGUGUUCCGUCAUAUACAUCAGUCACAUGGUGUCAACAAGCUUUGUUUUAUUCAAGACUGUGAACCUAUCUGGCACGAAAGGGACAAUGCAGUCAAAAGUUUAUGCUUGGAGUUGAACAUUGAAGUUUAUGAACAUGUUGCUCACACCCUUUGGGAUCCCAUGGACAUAAUUGCAUCUAAUGGUGGAACUCCUCCUUUAACUUAUGAGAUGUUUGUGCAUGUUGCUAUGUCAGUUGGUGAUCCACCAAAGCCAGUUGCUGAUCCAGAAUGGAAAGAUGUAAAAUUUGUCUCUAUUGAGCCACUUAAAACUAACAAAUUCAUUCUAUUUGACGGUGUACCUACCCUUGAUGCAGUUGGUGUACCCGAAAAUCCCGUAGGUCGCCGAAAUCGGAAAAUAAUUGGCGGAGAAACCAAUGCACUAAAACAUUUCGCGAUUAGAUUACAAGCCGAAGAAACCGCAUUUCGAAGUGGUUUCUAUCAACCAAACCAAGCCCGUCCUGAUUUGCUUGGCCCUCCUCUAUCCUUGAGCGCAGCGAUCUCAGUGGGAGCUAUGUCAGUCAGACUAUUCUACUGGAAAAUUCACGAGCUUUUUGACAAAGUAAAUAAAGGUAGCCCGCCUGCUUGGUUAGGCAUUACUGGCCAAAUUAUCUGGCGUGAUUACUUCUACGCCAUGAGCCGAAUGAAUCCCAAGUUCGAUAAGGAAGUAGAUAACCCAAUCUGUUUACAAAUUCCUUGGAAUGAAAACCAAGAGCUUUUUGAAAAGUGGAAAAACGGGCAAACAGGAUACCCAUUUAUUGAUGCUGGAAUGAGACAGCUAAAUCAAGAAGGAUGGAUGCACCACUCGGUCCGCAAUGCUGUAGCUAUGUUUCUAACACGUGGUGAUUUGUGGCUAAACUGGGAUAUUGGAGCCGAAUACAUGGCGUAUCAGUUGGUAGAUUCCGACUGGUCUGUUAACUCGGGCAAUUGGAUGUGGGUAUCAAGUUCUGCCUUUGAACGGUUACUCGAUUGCUCCGUUUGCAUCAAUUCGGUGCUCUAUGGCAAGCGCCUAGAACCAUCAGGAGAUUAUAUUCGUCGAUAUGUUCCAGAAUUGGCCAAUUUUGAAUUCGAAUACAUUCACGAACCGUGGAAGGCUCCGAUCGAUAUUCAGCAAGCGGCCAAUUGUAUAAUAGGCAAAGACUAUCCUGCCCGAAUAGUCAUACACGAAGAAGUGUUAAUUCAAAACCAAACAUGGAUGAAGGAUUUUCGUAGAAAGUUCAAAGAAACUCCAGCCCAUUGUCAGCCGUCAUCCAAUAGCGAAGUAUAUAAAUUUUUCUGCCUCCCAGACGACAGUCUCCCGUUCUAACCAAUUCGGGAAGUCGAAUCAUAGAUCCAUCUUUUAGAUUGACUAUUUUUCCAAAAUGUUUACAAAAGAGUUUCAUAAAACUAAUGUGCUGUA
Messenger RNA from Daphnia carinata, 1892 nucleotides. It is a transcript of the gene cry, whose product is annotated as cryptochrome-1-like. The record is from RefSeq and is a predicted model, not a curated record. Bases 222 to 1799 code for a protein of 525 amino acids. The transcript is spliced from 8 exons. Gene Ontology annotation, biological process: entrainment of circadian clock by photoperiod; circadian regulation of gene expression. Gene Ontology annotation, cellular component: cytoplasm; nucleus. Gene Ontology annotation, molecular function: FAD binding; DNA binding. NCBI's taxonomy places the organism in Eukaryota, Metazoa, Arthropoda, Branchiopoda, Diplostraca, Daphniidae.